CAGUGUUGAUAGGGUAAGGAGAGUAGUAAGCUUCAGAACGCCAGACCAGCUUUUGUCUGUCAAGGGCACGGCGGUGAAUCAGCCAUCACUUGACUCAGUACGCUGCGUGCGAGCGAAAUAAAACCAUGGCGUCUCAUCACCUUCAGCAGGCAGCUGUCAAACUGGCGGACUGGUUACAGGUCAAGGGACAGUUCAACGGUCUGCUAGAAAGACUCUCGCGAGGAGAGUCGGUCCUUCCUGUCGCUAUAGACGGAAUGGAGCUUGCGGAUUGGUCCCUAGGAACCGCAAUUCUGCUUCUUUCCGACGUGCGGUCGAUUUCGACCUUCCUCGCUGAGCAUUUCCUCGUUCUUUCUCAAACCGAUGUGAAGAAGGAAAAAGAAGGUUUUCCGCCAGAGAAGGAGAGACCUCGUGUCCGAUCUCGUGCCUUGCUUCUGAUCCGAUUCACCUCGGUACCUAUUCCGAAUCUGACGGUGGAGGAGGCCUGGGCUGCGAAGAUUCAUUUGUGUCCGUCAAAUCAGCUGGUUCGCAUCCACGGCGUGGUCUACUUCGCCUCGUUGAUACGAAAGAUAUCCUACCCCUUUUCCGUCUCAAUUCAGAGUUACGAGAGAAGAGUGAGAGCGAAUGUGAGCAAGUGGCAGAGGCAGCACUAUUUAGUUGUAAGGGAAGGCUGGUAAGGGAAGGCUGGUAAGGGGAGGCUGGUAAGAUGAAGCAGGGAAGCAGCGCCUUUAGAGAGAAAUUCAUAAUCUGUGGAAUGUUUUCCUUGACCGUCUCUAUUCUUGUCCUUGGGAUCAUAUCGAUCCAACACAUUAUCUUCAUGAGGAGAAUUCAGUGCCAAACCUGCGGCCGUGUGAAGGACGUAUGGUGGACAGAUGACGUGGCGUCUCAAGUCAUGUGCUGCCCUUCGAACACAUUCAGUGAGGACCUGUUCCGGAGAAUAGAAGCAGAAUGCCAGGUGCGUCAAUCCUUCCUUGCUCUGAUCCGAAAUUCACCUCUAAUUUUGCAAUCGUUGUCAUUUCUGUCACAUCUGCCGCAUCUACUGACACGUGAAAAACUUUCAGGAUAUUGUUUUGGGGCCUAUACCCACUCUUAGAAAAAGUGACCAACGAUUUUCAAGGCCGCCAUUAUUUCACGUGCUUCUGCUUCAUGACUUAGCCGGCAGGCUCCACGUUGGUGCUCUCUGCGAUGUGAUUGGACACACGUGGAGCCCAGGUUCAUCCCAGCAGCUACCUCCGAGCACCCAGAUUUUCGACACUACCAGAAUUAUCGCUAACAAUCUGAUUGCAGGAGAAGACACUGUGCGACCAAAGCUGAAAGCGUCCAAUCAGAUGGGGAAAUUGUUCGGGAUUAAAGACAUGAAAAAAGUUCCAUCCAGCCCGAAACUUUCUUCCAGCCAAUUGGCUGCAAGCAGCCCUACCCGCUCCCAGUCUGACAGCUUCCUUUCCCAGAACCUAUUGUUUUCUCAGAGCCAGUUCCUCUCACAAACCCAAGAUUGGCACAGCAUCCCUGAUUCUGUCACAUCCAGACCAGACGAGGGUCUUUCAAUUCUUACCAGACUGGCGGAUUCCCUGAAGAGAGAAAUUGCCAUAAGCCUCGCUGGAAGCGCACUGGGAAUCACAAGGCCGGAGGACAUUGCAGGCCUCUCAGAUUCAGACGCAUUUGCCAUCCCAGAGCUUCUUCCCCUCACGCUCCUCCUCAGCCUUGUCUCAGCUCCUGGAAGCUCCCCCCUCCCAUCCCAAUCCCAUACUCCACUCCAAGCCAUUCUAGGAAAGACAGCCUCGCAAAAUCUCCACCACAAUCCACACAACUCCCCCCACCAUCGACGGUCCAAGGUCAACAUUCUCCUCACAUCCAACGGCCGCUGUCCCGUGCUGGAGCGCUCCCUAGAAGUUGCGUCCCAGAUGGCUAAGAGAAGCAUCCGGCAUGUUAUGGGACUGCAACCCCCAAGAGGCCGGCAUCUCCUGGGAAAGAAAGUCUCAGCGAAAUCCGAAGACCAUUUUUUGCCAUACUCCGGAGUGGAUGGCUUAUCUGCUGGGAGCCUGGCUCUGGGUAGCUCUGGGAUUGUCCUGACGGAUAUCUCCAGGGGUUUGGUUCGGCAGGAUGCGGCUGUGCUGCUGAGCCAGGCGAUGGACCGGCAUAAGAUCUUUGCAGGAUCUGCUGGGAUGGCUGUGGGAUGCGGAACAGUGUGGGCGACGUAUUUUGGCGAGGAUAACCGAUCGGGAGGUCAGCACGCCCCCUGCUUGAUGUCUAACAGUGGAACGAAGGAGACGGCCACUCGGCUGGCAUCAGGGCUUCCUGGGCCAGUCCUUGCGGAUCUGGUCAUGACGAAGAAAGACGCUCCUCUGGCUCAGAUGUUGUCGAAAUUUGACAUUGUGUUGUCGCCUGGGAAUAAUUCUGGCAGUGUACCUGUCGUCGGUGGCAUCGCUGGUUGUGGUGGUGCUGCUGCUGGGAUGAAGCGGAAGAAAGGCAGCAAGAAAACCGGGGGAAAUUCCUUUCUGGAUGGAGCAGAGGAGGUGGACUUGUGGGAUUCCGAGCUGCCUGCGUUGAUGACAAUGGGCGAGAUGCAGCAGCAUGUGGAGGCGGCGAGCAGGAUGUCAGUGUCAGCUUUGUUCUCUGAGGACGCAUGCAGGGCGCUGCACGCUUACUACCUCGUGAUUCGCCGAGCCAAGAUGGACCAGAGCGUUGGGGAUGUAUCUCUGCUGACCCUGGAGAGCCUCAUUCGAGUGGCGAUUGCAUGUGCCAAGCUCUGCAUGAGGCAGAGCGUGGUGAAGAACCCAGAUGUGCUGAUCGCCAUUCUGAUAUCCGAACAUACCUUCAUGGCAAAGCAUGGGUUUCCACUUGUGCCGUCGCUUGCAUUGAAGCUGCGCCAUCAGCCACUGGAAGUUGUGUUGGAGGCCUUUGAGAGCGACCUGGAGCAUGUCAUGCCUCAGAUGGACUCAGAAGAGUGAGGGGCAAAUGCGUUCCUGAAGUACCAUACAUUGCAUUGGAUCGAAGCUGCGGCACCAGCCAUUGGAAGUCGUGUUUGAGGCCUUUUAGAGCGACCUGGAGCACGCUAUGCCUCAGAUGGACACAGAAUAGUGAGAAAGGAAUUGUUCUCAUGCUGGUACUACCAGCCACCCACCAGCCACUGCAUGUGGUGUUGGAGACCUCAAGGGCGUAGCAUAUCAUGCUCCAGAUGAUUUGGAUAGCCAGGAGUUAGUAACAGCUUCGCGACGACAAGCUUGAUGGACUAUGUUUAGCUUCAGACGGGUAAUGGAGGGGUGUGUUCUGAACCCGCUGCUCCAUUCUCCUGGCAUGCAUUUCUCCCUAGUUCCUCUGUUCCUUCAACAUCUACAGUACAUC
Molecule: messenger RNA, 3339 nt
Organism: Closterium sp. NIES-67
Lineage: Eukaryota; Viridiplantae; Streptophyta; Zygnematophyceae; Desmidiales; Closteriaceae
Source: the annotation of a GenBank genome assembly